AGUGAACUCAGCAGAUAAUUAACAGUAGCCUCCCUUUCUUCCUUUUUGUUUUGGAUUGCUGACAUUACAUGUUCUUGUCGGAAAAUCUCUUUCAGAAACUACAAGAUAACAAUGAUGGGCGACCACGCAGGCGAGGGUGAAACAUUUCUUUUCACCUCGGAGUCUGUCGGGGAAGGACAUCCAGACAAGAUAUGCGAUCAAGUUAGUGAUGCUAUCUUGGAUGCUCACCUACGGUUGGAUCCAUUCUCACAUGUUUCCUGCCAAACUGCGGCAAAAACUGGGAUGAUUCUUGUGUGUGGUGACAUCAUCUCAAAAGCACAUGUAAACUAUCAAAAGAUCAUCAGGAACACUAUCAAGCAAAUAGGUUACGAUCAAUCUGCCAAAGGAUUUGAUUACAAGACAUGCAAUGUAAUACAAGCACUAGACCUUCAUAAUCCAGAUGAUGAAGAUAAUGAGUAUGAAUCUCAAGAAAACCUGGAGAAACCUGCACGAGAUUUGGGUCUAAUGUUUGGCUACGCUACUGAUGAAACAGAAGAGUGUAUGCCUCUGACCAUCAUGCUGUCUCACAAACUAAAUGCAAAAUUAGCAGAACUACGAAGAAAUGGACAACUUCCUUGGGCCCGACCAGACACCAAGACACAGGUAACAGUAGAAUACCGUGUGGACCGAGGAGCAACAGUGCCAAUCCGAGUGCACACUGUGGUGAUCUCUGCUCAGCACGAUGAAACUGUCACUCUGGAUCAGUUAAGAAGUGAUCUCAUGGAACAUGUUAUUCGCCCUGUCAUACCAGCUCAGUACCUCGAUCAAAACACUGUUUACCAUCUCCAGCCUUCCGGUCGAUUUAUUAUUGGUGGACCACAGGGUGAUGCAGGUCUGACCGGUCGGAAAAUUAUAGUGGACACCUAUGGGGGAUGGGGAGCUCAUGGUGUUGGUGCACUCUCAGGAAAAGAUCCAGCUCAGAUAGACCGCUGUGCUUCAUAUGCUGCACGCUGGGUCGCAAAGUCACUGGUGAAUGCUGGUCUUUGUCGCAGGGUUCUUGUUCAGGUAGCCUAUUCUAUGGGUGUGACUGAACCCUUGUCUGUGAUGGUCUUCAGCUAUGGCACAGCCCGAGUUUCUCAAGCUCGCCUUACAGAGAUCAUCAACAAAAACUUUGAUCUUCGACCUGGAAAGAUUGUUAGUGAACUGCAGUUAAGAAGUCCAAUUUAUCAGAAAACUGCUGUGUAUGGUCACUUUGGACGCCAAGAAUUCCCAUGGGAGGUACCUAAACGACUGGAAUUAUAAAAUCAAAAUUGUGUGUUUACUUCCCAUAGACAACCGAAUGUUUCACCUUUUCUUUUUGUUUUUGUGAAUGCAGAUGCUUUACAGCUGGUAUUAAAAAUAUUUUAAAGUAUGCCUUUGAAAAUGGCAAACUUUUGUAGUCAAAGGACAUAAAACAUAUGUAACACUGAAAAAUUGUUGCUUUGAAAGAGAGCCUUGAGACAAAAUCACAGUCAAAGAGGAAACAGCCCCAUCGAAGAAGCAGACUCAUAGAGCCCAGCGCUGUGCUACUGAAAAAAAAAGUACUUGUGAUCACAGAGAAACAUAAGUUGAGCUUUUUUUUUUUUUGGCAUAGAUUAUUGUUUUCAUUUUUAAUGUAUUUAUUUUCUUGCCUGUUAAUUUUACUCUUUUCAGGUGAAAUGAGCAUUACACCUUUCACUGAAUCUCAGAAUUAUUCAUAGCUUUGUUGCAUUUUUUAAUUGCAAUAUUAUUUAUAUUCAUUAUAAUUUCUCAUAACAAGAUGAACAGUUAUUUUCUGUUUUUGCUCUUUAUAGUUGCAGUAGCUGCAUUUCAGUGUUUCUUCCAUGUGUAAUUAGAACAACACAGACAAAAAACUUUUAAACAGCUAUGUUAUAUAGGGGAAUUAAAAGUUCCCAGUUAGAUUAUGCUUAUUAAUUGAUCACUUUAGACUUGGAGACGAAGUCAUUUGAGUGGCCUUGUUUUUUUUCUUUAAUUUAAUAUGGCAGAAGUACUUAAGCAUUUAUAAAGUCCAUCCAAAAACUACAUGGAUCUGAAUAUUAUUUUGAAUGUAAGAGAUAUGAAUACUUAUUCACUUCACCUCCUGAUCAGCUUCACUGGUAAUCACACAAUGGGCCAUUAAUUAUAGGCUGAAAGUUAAUCACACUUUGCUUGAUAUAAAUGCUGUCAUGUGUACAGUGGUCAUUUAUGAGGAGCGUGAUUUGAAAUCUUAUGCCCAUGUACACUGUUAUUGUUGCAAAAAUUGGGGAGGCUCACUUUACCAGAUUUUUAGUUCUCAAUCCCACUGUUACCAUGUGACAUUUACAUUUUUUAUGCUGUUUGCAUUUCUGUAUUUUUUCUUCAUUCUUGUUGAAGUUUCAAGGAGUCAUUGCUUUGUAGUCUUUCAAAUACUCUUAAUUAUUUGAUGAAACAAAACAUUAUUAUUUUUACCACUGUCCAUUCCUUAACUAUUCAGCAUGGAAUAGGCAGGCAUAUAUUAUCAGUGAGUUAAUGUAAACUGUGGUUUUCAGUGUUUGCCUUUAGUUUCAUCUUUGUCUCAUUUCCUCAGUCUUUGAUUCUUGCAAGGUGAUUUAGAACUGAGUGAUUUAAUAUUUUUGCUUGAGACAUUUUUUUUUCUUGACUUGCCACAAAUACAUAUGAUAAAAUGUGCCAUUUCAAGAACAAAAAAUAAAUAAAUUAUUUGUUAUUAAUAAUAUCCAUUAUGGGUACUAUUAUGGCUUAACUGGCCAUAAAUGUUUGUAUAUGAGGGAGAGCACAUAAAUUAAGUUUUUUUUUGUAAGCUUUUGUAAUAUCAUUUUGCUUUAGUGUAUUUCUGUAAGAAGUAUUUUUAGGUGCAUUUAAUUCUUUAGGUUCUUAAACAUACUUACAUAAAUACUUUGUUUACCUCGCAUGUGAUAAAGUCCAGUUUCUAAAUGUUAACAACAGAUUAAUAAAGAUUUGUUACAUAUGCAUUACUUCAUAAGGGUGAUCAGCUUAUCAUUGUUUUUUUAGCUGCGACCAUGUAACAAGCAGGCAAACAGAAUCUUGUCACUGCAUACUGUCCCAUUGGGUCUUUUGUAUGAUCCUUAGCAUGUGAUAACAGAAACUGAUAUUUAUUCAAUAUUUUAAACUCUGUCUACAGUGCAUAGUGUUUCACUUGUGUCAUGUAUCAUGUUUACUGUGGUUUGUUUUUAAUUUUAUGAGUAAUGCAGCAAUGUUAGUGCAUUUUAAUCUGAGUUUUAUUUAUGCAUAUUAACAUAUCAAAACAUCAGCUUAUGUUCAUUUCCUGCACUUUAAAUGACAAACCUUUUGUCAAAAAGUUAAUAAUUCAAUCAGGAUGGGUCGACACUGCAAAGAUAAAUAUUAACAUUCAGUGUGCACAACCUGACAUCCUGAAUAAGUUAAAGUUGUGUGUGUGUUCCACAUACAUGUUUGUAAGAGUGUGGGAAUUUAAUUCAUGUAUUUAUCAUUAUCACUGUUACAGAUUUCUUUUUCUGUUCUUACAGAGAACACAUUAAAGAAAAUAAAUGAUUGUGGAAAGAAUGCAAAGAAUGGGAAAAGAAUUACUACAUUUAUCCUGUGGCCACAUUUGUAGAUGAGUAGCUUUACUUGCUUUUUCCAAAAUUGUUCUAAAAUGAUAUAUACCAUUAUUUUCAAGACUAAGCGCUGAAUAUAUCUGUAAAAGAAAGUGACCAAUUUAACAUUCAGUCAUGUUUACUUUUUAGAACUAAAAAUAACCUCUAUUCAUAGCUCAUUAACAUAAAACAGUUCAUUGUCAGCCCCAUGCUAAUACAUGUAUGGCAGCAACAGAGAUGACAGCAAUGUCUGUAUAACAUUUGAGUAAUGUUUGUGCAUCAUGUGGCCAUGAAUAACUUUUGACAUUGUAACACUAUCACAUUAUGAUAAAGUAUGAAGUAUAUUAUGAUGACAUUUUCAGGUUGGUGCAUGGAUAAAUGAACAGAAAACCAAAAACAUUCCAUUGUUAAGCAAUGAAUUUCAUCUAAAUUCAUUGUGUGCUUUACCAAUUAAGUAUGUGUAAAGGAUGAAUGGACAUUGUACUUGUUCAAAUAACUGAGAGCAAAGUUGACCAAAUAAUUUAGAGCAAAAAUUCCUUCUUAAAGCAACUGUAUGCAUAUUUAAGUGAACAUCAAUCAUGAGAGUAAUUUUUUUUAGAUAGAUUACUAUAUCAAUACUACACUUGGAUUUUCUUCUGUGCGAAGAACAAUAAAUUAUUUUGAAUUAUUAUUGGGUCAACAAUCAUAGGCUCAAUGUCGGGUAUGAUUUUGUACAUCAACACUGAUGUGAGGUGUACUGGCAUUUCCUUCAAAUCUCUUAUCAGACAACAUUUUUUUCAUGAGUAGCAAGCACAAGAAAUACCACUUAAAAGUACUAAGCCAUAUCCAUUAAACACAUGCUACUGUGAGAAUUUAAUUGAGCACUUUGUGUAGCAUCACAACCAAAGCUGGUUGCGGUCUCUGCGCUGAUCAACAAUAAUAAAGUCCAGAGAAUGAGAUGAGCAGCUGAGUUCUGGACUUUUUGAAGCUUGUGAAUUAGGUGCUGUGGACAGCCAGCAAGAAGAGAGUUGCAGUAGUCUUUGGAUUGAUAGAACACAGCAAAUGAAGCUGAUCUUGCACAGUUUGUAGUAAGCAGCACAACAGAGGUUAGAUAUAUAAUUGUUGAGAGACUUAUCCACUGUCAUUAUGACUAUGAAGGGGGAGUAUCAGCAUUGCCAAUAUGAAUGGAGACAGGUACAGUCAGAAUGAAUUCUAGUACUCCUCUUUAUUUGGUUUGAGCUUAUUUUGGAUAUCCAUGACCUCAAAUUUGAAAUGCAAUGUGCAUCUAUGUGGAAGAACAACUGGUAUAUAACUAACAAUAAUCUGUGAAAGAUUUCUCACAAAUAGUGAGUUUAUAUUAGAGCAGAAAGUGGCAUGCUAUACAUGAUAAGAUAGGUCCAAAUACAGAACCUUGGGGACUGGUGCCGACAUUUAUCGGGACUGUGAGAAAGAUAUGAGUAAAACCAAUCUAGUGGGGUCCAUUGAUGUCAUAAAGAGUAUUAAGCCUAUGAAUGAGGGUGAUGAGAUCAAUUACGCCAGAAGCAGCAGAAAGAUAUAGCAUGGUAACGAAUGAGAUGUCACCUUUAUCCAGAAUACAUAUGGGAUAUUAGUGGUCGCUUUAAGCAGGGCAGUUUCAAUGCUGUGAAAAGGGCAAUGUGCAGACAGUAAUGAAGAAUGAUGUAAACUAAAACACAUCCUAGAUUUAUGUAUGUGCUUUUGUAUAUCAAUUGCAAUGGGUUAAAUUCUAAAUUAUCUGUUUUCAAAUGCUUCAAUAAUAGAUGUUUUUAUUGCUCAUGCAGAGAAGAGAACCCCCCCCCCCCAAAAAAAAAAAAUGUGCAAAACAUGUAAUUUUCAUUUUCACUGUUUUUUGUGCUGUUUUAUAGACUUUCAUCUGAACAUUGGUAUCUGAAGCUUUUUUGCUUUUAUUGACAGUGUUAUUUCAAAAUGGCUUCAGCAAAAAAGUUAAAAGGAAGCUAUUGUUGUACAACAAAAGAAACGUUUUGUUUUUCAUUUACUUUGUUUAAAUCCUUCUAAUGCUUAUUUUGUUGCACCUUUUACAAAAUUAAUUUGCAUGUAGUGUUCAAAUUGUGGUGAAUUAAUAAAAGAAAUAAUUGGUUCA
Molecule: messenger RNA, 5667 nt
Organism: Pomacea canaliculata
Lineage: Eukaryota; Metazoa; Mollusca; Gastropoda; Architaenioglossa; Ampullariidae
Product: S-adenosylmethionine synthase-like
Exons: 9
Coding region: 112-1281 (389 amino acids)
Biological process (GO): S-adenosylmethionine biosynthetic process
Cellular component (GO): cytosol
Molecular function (GO): ATP binding; methionine adenosyltransferase activity
Source: RefSeq, a predicted model, not a curated record